GUAUCUCUGACACAACAAACAGCGUAGAAAAAGAUUUCAGGGAAAAAUAAUAAAAUGCACAGAAAAAUAGAAUUCGUGUCAAAUCACUAAACGUUAUUAAAUAUUAAUUAAAAAUCAUUUGUUCUCGGAAAGGGAGAAAAUUUCUGCAGAAGACGACGUCUUGAGAUUAGAAUGAAUGAUCAACACGUCGCUCUCUAGCUGCCUCUCCUUGUGAAACAAAAAAGUGCACAAACUUGUGAAAAAAGCAAGCAUAUAAUCUAUCUUUACCAUCAGGCCCAUCAGAAUUCCGAGGUUGGUUUGGUCAGUAUUAUCUCGCUGUUCUUGAGGAAUUUACUGAGAGUCAGAGGAGAGCUGAGCAGUAGUUGAUGAUGGCGGUGGUGGUUUAUGGGUUGUUGAACCAGGGUUGCUGACGAUGAGAAGGGAAGAAGAAGGGGGGAUGCCAAGCUUCGAUUCUCGGUUGCCAGUUCCAAAUGCAUGCCCUACAGAAGGAAGCACAUUUGAGUCUUUUCAUGUUUCUGACUUUGGAGCCUUUGAUCAAUCUGUCAGAUAUCGCUUAGAUGACGCUGCUAACUUGACUGGAAACCAAGUGUCUAACUUGACCAAAGUAAGUAGCCAAACAAAUUCUCUUGGUCCUGUUCCUGUUGGUAAUUUUGAUAAGUUGUCAACUUCACUUGAUAUAGACAAAUUCACUAAGCAAUCAGAGUCCCAAGUGUUGCAGUUGCAGAAGGUCCAACCAUCAAAUUUGGUAAUCAUAUCAGGUGGUAAUACAGAAAACCAGGAAGAGUCUGCCAUGGCUGAUGUUAGUCCCAGGACAGAUAUUUCUACAGAUGCUGAUACUGAUGAAAAGAAUCGGCGGUUUGAUAGAAGUCUCUCCAAUGCUGCUGUUGCUUCUGAUUCCAGUGACAGAUCAAAGGAUAAGUUGGACCAGAAGACUCUCCGCAGGCUUGCUCAGAAUCGGGAGGCUGCGAGAAAAAGCCGGUUGAGAAAGAAAGCUUAUGUCCAGCAGUUAGAAAGUAGUCGGUUGAAGUUGACCCAACUAGAGCAAGAGCUUCAGCGAGCUAGACAGCAGGGAAUCUUCAUAUCAAGCUCAGGCGACCAGGCACAUUCAAUGGGUGGAAAUGGGGCAAUGGCAUUUGAUGUAGAAUAUUCUAGGUGGCUAGAAGAGCAGAAUCGACAAAUUAAUGAACUAAGAGCAGCUGUAAACUCCCAUGCUAGUGAUACAGCUCGCAUGAUUAUUGAUGGUAUAUUGGCACAUUAUGAUGAGAUUUUUAAGCUGAAGAGCUCUGCUGCUAAGAAUGAUGUUUUCCAUUUGUUGUCUGGCAUGUGGAAAACACCUGCUGAGAGAUGUUUUCUAUGGCUUGGGGGUUUUCGGUCAUCAGAACUCCUCAAGCUUUUGGUAAAUCAACUGGAACCUCUUACCGAGCAGCAGUUGGUCGGUAUUACAAACCUGCAGCAAUCGUCUCAACAGGCGGAAGAUGCAUUAUCUCAGGGUAUGGAAGCAUUGCAGCAGUCUUUAGCUGAAACACUGUCCAGUGGAUCCCUUGGUUCAUCUGGUUCAUCAGGGAAUGUGGCAAAUUACAUGGGUCAAAUGGCUAUGGCCAUGGGUAAGCUAGGAACCCUUGAGGGCUUUAUUAGACAGGCUGACAAUCUGAGGCAGCAGACACUGCAACAAAUGCAUCGAAUAUUGACAACUCGCCAGUCGGCUCGUGCGCUGCUCGCUAUCCAUGAUUACUUCUCUCGGCUGCGUGCUCUCAGUUCUCUCUGGCUGGCUCGCCCAAGAGAUUGAUGGGAUUGCAACCAAGAUAUCCAAAAGUUGCUUUUCAUGGAUGAGGCAGUCCCAAUCAACACUUACAUCAUCAUCAUCAUCAUCAUCAUCAUAGGCAUUUUACUCUUGCUAGAUUUUCUGUCACUUUCUUUAUGUAUUCUAAUGGUUGUGAUCAUAGUUUUAACACCUACAGGUUUUCUUGUGUUGUCUGUGUUUGACUGAUGUUUUUGUUUCACAAAAUCAUGUUGUCUAGAAAUGAAAGUGUUAACCACCUAUAUGUAUUUGGUUUACUGUUACUAAUAAUAUUGAUAACAAGCAGUGCGCUUGUAACUGAUGGCC
Molecule: messenger RNA, 2104 nt
Organism: Prosopis cineraria
Lineage: Eukaryota; Viridiplantae; Streptophyta; Magnoliopsida; Fabales; Fabaceae
Product: transcription factor TGA2-like
Biological process (GO): regulation of DNA-templated transcription; DNA-templated transcription
Molecular function (GO): DNA-binding transcription factor activity; sequence-specific DNA binding
Source: RefSeq, a predicted model, not a curated record